Molecule: messenger RNA, 1911 nt
Organism: Musa acuminata AAA Group (dessert banana)
Lineage: Eukaryota; Viridiplantae; Streptophyta; Magnoliopsida; Zingiberales; Musaceae
Product: E3 ubiquitin-protein ligase XB3-like
Exons: 8
Coding region: 1-1461 (486 amino acids)
Molecular function (GO): protein binding
Source: RefSeq, a predicted model, not a curated record
AUGAGAUUAGUGAACAAAACCUCUCAGCAGCCUCUCUCGUCUUCCACCCCUCCCUUGUCUCUCCUCUGCUCCCGCUCCUCCUUGUACGCCCGUCCGGUGCUUGGAGAGAGAGAGAGGGGGGACGAGCGGCACGGGAUGGGCCAGGGGGUGAGCUGCGCCGGGUCGAGCUACGAGCAUGGCUUCUUCAGCGCCGUCCAAGAUGGCCACUUGGAGACAGUGCGCAGCGCCAUCGAUGAAGAUCCAUCGUUGCUCCGCCGCGCCACCAUCUACGAUCGCCUUUCCGCACUCCACAUCGCCGCUGCCAAUGGGCGCGUCGAGGUCUUGACGUUGGUGCUGGAAAAAUACGGAAAUCCUGAUAUAGCUAAUCGGCAUAAACAGACUCCAUUGAUGUUGGCUGCGAUGCACGGAAAGAUUGCCUGUGUGCAAAAGCUACUCGAGGCCGGGGCAAAUAUUCUGAUGUUCGAUUCGCUAAAUGGAAGAACUUGCCUUCAUCAUGCUGCUUAUUAUGGUCAUUCAAAUUGUCUUCAAGCCAUUAUAUCCGCUGCCCGGUCAACUGGCGUCGCUGAUUCUUGGGGAUUUUCCCGGUUUGUAAAUGUUAGAGAUGACAAUGGGGCGACGCCUUUACACCUUGCUGCAAAGCAAAGACGGCCGGAUUGUGUCCACAUUCUUUUAGACCAUGGAGCUCUUGUUUGUGCUUCGACUGGUGGUGGAUAUGGUUAUCCUGGGAGCACCCCUCUGCACUUGGCAGCUCAUGGAGGGAGUUUGGAAUGUGUUCGCAAAUUGCUUGCAUGGGGAGCGGAUCGGCUUCAAAGGGAUUCAGCUGGGCGAAUACCGUAUGCUGUUGCCCUCAAGCGAAACCAUGGAGCUUGUGCAGCUCUUCUAAACCCAUCAGCAGCCGAACCACUGGUUUGGCCUUCUCCAUUGAAGGUAAUCAGUGAACUUGGUCCAGACGCAAAGGCUCUGCUAGAGGUUGCUCUAACGGAGGCUAAUAAGGAAAGAGAGAAGAAGAUCUUGGAGGGAACAAAAUAUUCAUUGUCACCGCCUGCACAUUGGGAUGCAGCAAUUCCUGAUGAUAGUUCUGAGGCGAGCGAUACAGAGCUUUGUUCCAUUUGCUUCGACCAAGUCUGCACUAUUGAGGUCAAAGACUGUGGGCACCAGAUGUGUGCUCAUUGCAUGUUGGCUCUUUGCUGCCACAACAAGCCAAAUCCCACAACCUUGUGCUUGCCUUCACCAUCAUGCCCCUUCUGCCGCUGCAACAUUGCCAGAUUGGUGGUCGCCAAGACACAUGACAAAGAUGAAGGGGAAAAGGGCACCACCUCUAAGCUAAGGAGGUCAAGGAGGUCCCAUAACUUUAGUGCAGAAAGUAGUAGCUUCAAAACUUCGGCUAUGGGAUCAUUUAGUAAGAUGAGCCGUGGCUCUGGGUGUAUUACUGAUAGCGAGGACAUGGUGGACAAGCCUUGAUAAUUGAAUUGCAGUUCACAUAGCUACCAGAUUUGAAAUCUCCAAUAACUGCUGUUGAGGGAAUCAAUUGCUUCUGUAGAUUCUUGCAUUCAGAAAAGCAAAAGCAGUCAAGUAAGCAGUCUCUUUCACCAAUCUUGUGUUGCCAGUUCUCUUUGCCAGCAAGUUUGAAGCUUAUGGUUCUUUUGGUUGUUAUAUGUACUCAUCUGGUUCCGGUGAGUUUGGAUCUGUUUCUUAGGCUAAAAUUCACAAUCUUUGGAAGGUAAACCAUAUUCAAGUUUGAAGAAGUUGUAGGCCUGUCCAUCUACUUUGCAGCAUGAUGGACAUGUAAAUUAGCAUUUCAUUUUCAAGUUGCUGCAGGCUUGCCUGUCUGCUAUGUGACACAGUAGAUGUUGUGAUGUGAUGAUGUAAAAUUUAUUACAUUUGCAAGUUGUUUGGGGGUGUUGGCUAUCA